Messenger RNA from Drosophila gunungcola (fruit fly), 3605 nucleotides. RefSeq lists its product as uncharacterized. The record is from RefSeq and is a predicted model, not a curated record. Bases 476 to 3466 code for a protein of 996 amino acids. Gene Ontology annotation, cellular component: extracellular region. The transcript is spliced from 2 exons. NCBI's taxonomy places the organism in Eukaryota, Metazoa, Arthropoda, Insecta, Diptera, Drosophilidae. Gene Ontology annotation, molecular function: chitin binding.
AUUUAUGCAUUUUUAUAUAAUUCAUUAGCUUAUAUAUAUUACUUUCCUAACGAUUACUAAAUAUAACCGGUUAACUUUACAUUGCACUUUUGAUCAAACAAACGACGCAGAAAAAGUGAAACUUCCUUGAUUCUCCGAUCUUUCCAGUAGCACAAAUACUAUUUGUUUAAACAAUUAUAAGCAUACGUUUUAAAUGCGAGCAUUGAGAGAGCGGAGAGGCCAAGAAAAUUCGUCAUAUACUUUGUUGUUUGUUCGCUAUCGGACUUUUUCACACAUUGUCCGAGUUUCAGAGAACCCCGAACCUCGGCCUAAAGUGAAAAUUAUCAAAAUUUAAUGUGGCGUCCGCUCUGGAUCUGCAGUCAUUCGUGUCGCGGGCUUCCAACGGAGCAGAUCGAAAGUUACGGCUACUGAUUGCGGACUGUGGACUACGGGUGAAAGGAUUACGAGAAAAAGGAUUACGCGAAAAGGAUACGCGAUGAGGCAGUUACUAGUUUACGCGUUAAUUUCGGGCUUGUUUUACUUUUCCGAAGGCAAACCGUGCCCUGAAAAGACACGCCCCCACAAAACCCGCUGCGACGCGUUCUACAAGUGCCGCGAACUGCCAUCCAGUUCGCAUGUGUGGAUUCCGGUGAGAUGCAACGAGGGACUGGUCUACGAAUCCACUUUGGGCAGUUGCGUCCUCCCUGGCGAGGAUUGGGAAUGCAUCACUCCUAGCGAAAUGAGCUCAACCCAAGCGCCGGGCAGAACGGACUCCGACAUAUUAAUAGUCAACGAUAUGAAUGAGGCGGGUUUGCUGUUGAGUGAGAACAGCCACAAGGACGAUGGCACCGUGGAAAUUGUCCUAGACUCCGUCAUGAGCAGCGAGGAGGAUGAGGAGGCGGUGAGGAAUGGGCCACAUUCGGAGGAGGACAUCUCCUCCAGUCACAAUUUCGAUUCCAGUGGCGAUGGUGAGCUGGUGGAACUGGAUUCUCCAGCACCAAAGCCCGAGAAUCGCGAGGAAAUGGCUGCCGUCAAUAGUAUGGAGCACAGAACCGAGGUUGAGAAACUAAAAACCGAACUCAAACAGGUGGCUGGCAUUAGUGAGAUAGCCAAGCCAGGAUCGCCCAUCGAUCCCAAUUUGACAGCUCAUCUGCAGAGAUUAUCGCAAUUGAUUGAUGGAUUGCAACAGACUUAUCAGAAAACCGAUAAACCCCAGGCGGAAAUGCGUCCAGAUCAGUUGAAUGCCUUCCUGGCACACUUUGACAUUAAAAAUAGGUACGAAAUGAUGAACCCCAUGGAGCAGACUACUCAAAUAACUACCAGUACUACCACCACAGAAGAACCCAAAACUACCCCUAAAUUACCAGAACCCAAUUUGAAUAAGAGUCGACUGCAGGAGCACUUAAGUCAUCAUCGCCUGCAGCCAGAAACCAAGCUAAUGCUCUCCAAUAGUCUGCCAUACUCCACACAUGGCAGUACUGGCCAGGGUUAUGCCAACUCACAGAUUGUGGUGAAUCGUCCCGAGGGUUCGGUGAUGUUUGCCCUGCCCUCCGGAUACGGAAUGAGUCAGGAACAGGCUGGUGGCAAUGCCUAUGCCAACCACCAUCCCGUUCAAAGUCACGAGUACAGCGAUCACGAACCCAAGAUAUCAGAGGACACUUUAAAGACAGUUCUUGAGCUGUCCAAGCAGAUGAUAGCUGCCCAAAACCUGCCCAAAGUGCUGCCCAAUCCGGGAUUUAAUGGUGCCUAUUAUCAGCCCAUUUUGCAGCCUGUUUUUGUUUCGCCCCAAGGCAAUCCCUUUCAGCAGUACUAUGGCAUGCCACCUCCAUUAAAUCCACACUAUAUGCAGAACAAAAAGCACUCUUCUGGAGGAAGUUCAUCGGGAUAUAAUAAACCCAGCACUACUAUCAUACACAACAAUGUGAUACCUGUGCAUUUAUCCAGCACGAACUCGGGGGAAAAGGAGGUUCUGGACACAUAUGGCAACAGUUUGGGGGUAUAUCCGAGUAUGGAUAAGCAUGUGACAUCCAAUCAAGAGUAUAUGACCACGGGUAGGCCAAUUUCGGUGACUACAACAGCUAGUACUUAUGGCUCGCAGUCUCCGUUUGCCAGCGAUUAUACCUUAACCACUCCAAGACCCUUUGAACAGCAACCCUCAGCCGCCACUGUGGCCACCUAUUACACACCAAGUCCCCAUUUGGGUGAGCACAAUGCCAAUAGGGUGUAUCAGCCCACAGAAAGCUAUCCCACCAUGAAUAUGCCCAGACCAAUGGACAUGUUCCCGGGACAAAUCGAUGCGGACAGGGUGAGCAUACGACCCAAUUCGCAGAAAAUCGAAAGCAUGGAGAUGGAUGAAGAUAUGAUUAAGGCCAACUAUGGCAGUGGGAAUGCCAAUGCGAAUGGGAAUGGGAAUGGGAAUGGGAAUGGGAACACUCUUCCUCACGUACUGACCUACAGCAGCGACAUGAGCCAGCAAUUAGCAUCUGGCAGUGGAUAUCUGGAGCAGAGUUAUAACCAUCAGCAGCACCAACAGCACCAGCAGCAGCAGCACCAUCAUCGUCAUCCAUAUAUGCCCAGGCCCACGAUGAGCAGUAGUAUCUAUAGUGAUACGGAUGGCCAUAUGGAGAUGAGCAUGUAUACCAGUAGUCCAAAUAUAAACCCUUUCAAAGCGGAGAACUUAAAGUACCCUGGGAGUAACUCCCCCAAUGGACAGCUGGUAAACUUCAAUGGCAACUUUAUCAGCCUGGAUGUGUUUCAGAAAUCCAUACUCCCACUGAUGACCAAGUCCUCCUCUGCUUUGAAUGAGCUGGGAAAUGUGGAGGUGAUCACGUGUCAGCCGGGCGUAAGGCAGCCCAAUCAAACGGACUGCACUCGCUACUUUGUGUGCAGCAAAAAGGAUGGCAAGGUCCUGUCCUACUCAUGUCCACCCUAUACAGGCUUCAAUAAGCAGACCAGGAUCUGCGAUGCCCCCACUUAUGCCCAGUGUGGUAAUGCGAUGCCUGCCUUCAAUGGCUAUACCAUAGAUAGUAAUAGAAGACUUCAGAUGGAGGCCAUCAAGAUGUUGAGUGAGGCCAAGAGAAGGCAAGAGGCGGCCUUGAAGGCCCAAAGUAUUGCCAAUCUGCUGCAGCAGUAUGGUAACAGUCAACAGCAGGUGGGAAAUGGCAUCUCCUCCAAUAUAGAAAAUGAUCCUGUGGACUCGUAUGCAAUUAAUCUUCCUGAAGUUAAUUUGGCCACCACCACCAGUAGACCCACCAUUAUUCAGAGCAAUCAAAAUCAGAAUAUUGGCUCAUCAGGUCCCGCAAAAAAGAGGAAAUACUACUGCAAGGAGGGCGACAAAAUCCCCGAUCAAACCUCCAUUUCCAGCUACUUCGUGUGCUACAAGAAUGCCCAGGGCCAGAUGAAGGGCCAUAAGAUGAGCUGCUCCAAGAGCCUGCUCUUCUGCCCCAAAACCCUCAUGUGCACCCUCGCCUCCAAGUGCACCGAUUAGCCGAUUAGCCGAUUAACCGAUUAACCUGUUAAAUUGUUGAGAAUUUUUCCACAUUUGCCACCUAAUGUUACUUAUGUCUAGUUGCUAAGUUAUUUAUGCUAGUUUUAGUUGAGACCGAAACGAGAUCCAUUAAACCACA